CGAGAAUCUAACAAUUUCGAAAACUAGAAACUAGAAAACUGAAAACUGAAAAUUGUGCGUGUUUUUUUCUCUUCUUUUUUUCUUUUUUUGUGCUGUUUCGUUUCGGUUCUCGAAAAUAGCCAACUGUAUCGGGCAAAUGGACGGCAGUCGUGGGCCAAACGCGAAGCGGUUGAAUGCAAUGCCCGGCACGGUCCGAUACCAAAAGUAGGGAAGAAAAACUAUAUACAAACGACAGCGAGAUAUAAAUAUAUAUAAAUAAAUAAAUCGGAUAAAUAAGAGACACCAAAAUAAAGAACGUUGUGCCAAAAAAAAAAAGUAAAUUUCAAAACUCAGAGUGCAUAUAGUUUUGUGCGGCAUUUUGUUCUGUAAAUAUUUUGUUAUAUCAACAAAAAUUCAUAACAAAUAGUACAACAAAAAUAGGGAAUAGGAAAGCAAAAAAACAACAAUGACUUCAUUAACCGCUGGAAACAGAGGCAAAGCCGGUGGAUUAGAAGUUAUGCAAAAGGCUGGCUGGAAAAUUGAUGAGAAUGAAAAAGCCUGCUAUAUAGACAUUGAUGAGGAUGAUGAUGACGAUGAUGGGACCAAAAAUGGAUUGGAUCACGUCAAAAGAGUCUAUUCAAAUUGGUGUUAUUUACCCGAUUUAAUACUUGAAGAAGUCUUUACAUAUCUAUCGCCCAAAGAACGUUACUAUGCCAGUUUGGUCUGUCGCCAAUGGUAUAGAGCCUUUUAUUUGCCCACAGUUUGGAAUAACUUUGUGGUCGACGAUCGAACAUUAACCCGCCCUAAAUAUAAUUAUUAUUCUGGUUGGCAAUAUUGUUUGGAUCAUAUGCGAACACAGAAUUGUUUGGCCAAAAUUGGGAAACAUUUGCGAGGUAUUGAGUUUCGUCCAUGGCAUAGUUUUAAUAAUAUCUAUCAGUUUAUGACUAUGUUAUCUUGGAGCAUGGAUAAGGCUAACGAGGCGAAUCCACAAGCAGAUCUAAUCGGAAUGGGUCGACGUAUACGUGCUCUGGUCUAUAAUUUUCCCUGCAACAUGUCACAGCCCAAUGAUCCGGAGGGUAUUAAGCUCUUUGGCACUGGAGGACAAUUGCUAAAGGGUCUCAAGGAGUUGUUGUUACGUUUGACUGAUUUGCAUACAUUGAAAUUGGUUGACUUUGUUUUGGAACGUUUCGAGGCUAAGCAUUUGCUUGAUGAAGUCGUCUGCAGUUGUUGCACCAAAAUGCGUGUCCUUAAUCUAGUCAAUGUGACGACAAUGCAUUGUCCCAUUAUGCAUGUUGGAAUGUUUCUCAAUUUACAGGUGCUGACCAUUUCACCACAAAAUAUUGAUGACGAUGUGUUGUCCUUGCUGGCGGAUACAAAACUGCGUCAUUUGCAUUUGCUGCAAAAUUGCUAUACACCAAAUUAUCUGACCAUCAGCGCCUGUGGAGUUAAAGCCUGGCGCAAUCUGAAAAAGACCAAUCCACGUUUACGUGUCCAUUUGAGGCUAGAGAAUAUGACCGAUGGCGAGGUAGUCCUGCAGCCCGAGGCUCCAGUUCACAGUAUCACAUAUUGGGCACCGCAGGCACGUGUUCGUGCUGACCUUCUUGUUCGCAUGGUGGAUCAAUAUAAGAACACUCUGGCUGUCUAUGGACAUGAAUUACUGCCGCGUUUUACCAGUCCAAAACCGUUUCACAAUCGCAUCGAUGGCCUGAUUAUGCUGAUGUGUCGCCAGUGUUAUAAUUUGGACACAUUGAUUAUACGGGAAAAAAUCUCUACUGCAACUCUCCUACUAAUUGCUCGUACAGCAAAAAAUUUACGUAAUUUACAUGUUAGACGAUUUGCUGUUAUUUUGCGCAGCGACUGGCCUCGCCAUCCCGAAUGGAGUGAUGAAUUCUAUUUGUGGCUUAAACGUAACUCCCGUUCCUAUGAAUCGAUGGAGAGGGAAAUCUCUCAGAUAUUGGGCUAUAAAUGGCAAUUGCUUAGCGAUCGAGAUUUUAAAUUGUUGACAGUGAAUGUUAAAUCGGGAAUGUAAAAUGAAUCUUUCCCCUCCCCACGAAAUUGAACUCUUGUGAUAAACGGUGUAGAGCUUUACUUAUUUUGAACAUACAAUUUGCUAGCAACAAGAAUAAAGCAAAUUUUCUAUAUAAACUAA
This is a messenger RNA of Drosophila willistoni, 2128 nucleotides long. Its product is annotated as F-box only protein 39. NCBI's taxonomy places the organism in Eukaryota, Metazoa, Arthropoda, Insecta, Diptera, Drosophilidae. Gene Ontology annotation, molecular function: protein binding. Bases 446 to 2008 code for a protein of 520 amino acids. The record is from RefSeq and is a predicted model, not a curated record. The transcript has 6 exons.